UCGUAGCCAACGCUGCUGAUGCUAGAGAUGUCCAUUGUUUGUGUAGUAGAUUUAUUAUGCUUUGUGCUACGCCAACUAGAUAAUGAAAUUCGUAUCUCCAACUGAUGCCGCCGUAGGCCUCCAAAGCUUUCUAGGAUAUUUAUUAUCGCGCUUCCACAUCAACAUUACAUCUCCUAUCAUACAUUCAUAGCAUCACCUGCCCGUAUACACUACAAUGGAGCGCUUGACAUUCGUCUACGGCGACGAUGACAGCGAUGACAACGCGCCGGCAGAGAAACAGCCCUUCGAUGUUAUACUAACUAGCUUCGAAACCAAAGUAGUCAACGUCUUCCGCCGAUAUCUCCAAACUGGAGAUGAAUCAGAAGAUAGCUUGAGCUUAACUAGCGCAGCACAGGCCAUCAUAGACCUACUUCCGGAUCCCCCAGAGCCACGAGGAUGGUCAAUGGAGCUCACAGUAUUUUGGGAGUUGUGUAUCGACACCGCCGCGCAGAUCCCCUACUACCACAUUUGCCAGAUGAAGCUGGCACGACUCCUUCUCGCCCUACGGCAUUCACCUAAGACUGCAUUUACUGUUAUUUGGGAUCGGUCUAGGGAUAUUAAAUUUACGUAUGAAUUCAAUCUCUUGAAUGAGACGAGUCGCGAUUACUACAACCCCGCUUUCGAGCCUCAAUAUUCCGACGCGGAUUCAACUCCCGAAGAUGGCCGGCGCUGGGUCAACACAGUCGCAUUUUAUGCCCAUAUGUAUGCUCUGAGCGGUGGGACGCAAUUCUCUACAUAUUGCACUUGGACUAUGCGUGAUGCGUUCAUGUCUACACCAUCUACCGACUAUGACGCUCUGGACUGUCAUAUAUCUGCCGCUGCACAGUGGAUAUUAUGUACAGGACAGAAUAUUUUCUCAGCCAUCCUAAUCCCCCCAGAGGAGGAACAUAGUUUGGUGAUAUCUAGAGAACCUUGGACGCUAGACGAUUGGCAUCGCUGGAAGGCUGGGUUUGCAGCGGCAGAAGGAGAAGAGCAUCUGCAGCAGGAAACCAGACAGCUUGCAAAGAAAUCUAUCAUUCUGAUGGAAGCACUCGAGGCUACUAUGAUAAGUGGUCAGCGUAUGACUGGAGGAUAGCUUUGCCUGGCUAGGCUAUAGAGUAAGCACUCUUUAACCGAGAGGGGAUAAUAAAAACAAUAGAGGUUUCUUAUAUAGGGGGCUUCGUGAUAGGGGGUAAGGAAUGUAAGACCAUUAGGUACACUUGUUCGGUAAAUCUGCGCACUAUGCAAACCGUGAACUCUUUGGAGGCUAUAAAAGUCAAAGCAACCAAAGAGCUUGAAAUAACUGGGAAAUAAAUGGCAAAUGGGUAGUAACUAAUUGACUUUCGAUAAAGACUCG
Messenger RNA from Daldinia loculata, 1375 nucleotides. RefSeq lists its product as uncharacterized. The record is from RefSeq and is a predicted model, not a curated record. The coding region runs from base 215 to 1114 and encodes 299 amino acids. NCBI's taxonomy places the organism in Eukaryota, Fungi, Ascomycota, Sordariomycetes, Xylariales, Hypoxylaceae. The transcript is spliced from 3 exons.